Messenger RNA from Parnassius apollo (apollo), 327 nucleotides. NCBI's taxonomy places the organism in Eukaryota, Metazoa, Arthropoda, Insecta, Lepidoptera, Papilionidae. The record is from the annotation of a GenBank genome assembly.
AUGGUCUCCCACGAACUAGAGCAAAUGAGGAGUCUAUCGGAAGAGGCGAUUUUAGAAAUGCCCAGCAUGCCUCUCGAAAAUCGACCGCGACUUCCCCGUAUGCCCCUAAGCAAGCAAAAUCGGCCUGUCGUGAGGGCUCUUAACCCAAUGCUGGUGACCUAUUUGGAAGCCUGCCGGGACCUUUGCGAAACGGACUCAAUUUUUUUGGUGCUGCAGUGGCAGACAAACUUCCCAUGGCUGGACGCGCUACUAAACAAAGCAGCGCCAUCCCAGUCUGGAGAAAAAGAAUCGAGGACCGUAUCGCAAAGGCAAGGGCCCUUAUCGUAG